AUGCUCCCAUCAGAUUCGCAGAAACGUUUGGAGCAUUUGUUUCAACAUGUAAAAAAUGCGGUACAGCAUUGUGACAAAGAGAUAGCCAGAAGAAAUGAUGAAAUCAAAGAAUAUGAAGCCAUCAAAAGCAGACUUGAGGACAUGCCUAAAAAACUUUCGUACGAAAUAAUGGUUCCGUUCAGUAAAGUUGGCUAUAUGCAAGGGCGGCUCGUGAAUACCAAUAAGGUUUCCGUCUUACUUGGUGAUAAUAUCUUUGCCGAAGUUUCGUGCUAUUAUGCUUGCAAAAUAAUUGAUAGAAGGAUAUCAUUUAUUCGAAAGACGAUUAAGGAAUUUGAGCAACAAAAAAAAUUGGCUGAAUCACGAUGUGAGUUUGGCAAUAAACUAUUCAAAAAUAAUGACGGAAGUAUUGAGAUCAAUGAGCCGUAUGAAGAAGAGGUGGAGAGAGCACGGAGUGAGAAACUGCGAGCAACGAAGAAGGCUAAAGAGGCGCGAAAGGCUGUCUCUACUGAUGAAUUUGAAGCAAUGAUGAGAAGGUUGGAUGAACUGGAACGCCAAGAAAGAGAAGAACUUGAAAAAGAACGGAAUCUUGGAAUGGUAGAGGAUUCUACCUUGGGAUCUGCGAUAGGUCAAGAAGUAGAGAGUACUUCUGAUAAUGAUAGCGAAUUAGACUCUGACGACCUUUUGUCUCCGGCUCCUUCACCAACAUCUCAGAAGUCAUUCCUUGCUGGAGACGCUGGAGUUACUUCUCCUCAAAAAGAAGGAAAGUCUGUCAGAUUCAAAAAAACUCCGUCUUGUCGAGUUAUUCCGUCUCGACACUCAAGUUCUAAUGAACAGUUCGAAAAUAUGUCUUUUGAAGGAAAAAAAGACGAGGGGAAAGAUGCUCAGGAAGUGAAAUUACGUUCAAUACUUCGGAACAGUGACGAAAUUCCUUCGUUAUCGGCUUACGAAGAGAAGUCUUCUGUAGAUUAUGAAAAACCUCGUCAAAUUGUAUCAACUACAAAGAAGGCUUUUAGUGGAGUUAUUGUAGAAAGAGAUGUUGGGACAUUUAGUUCAAUUCCAAGUGAGGAGAAAACUGAUGAACCGAAAAGAGUAUCAAAGUUCAAGCAGUUGAGAAAUAAAAGGAUUUGUGAUACAUGA
Molecule: messenger RNA, 1137 nt
Organism: Enterobius vermicularis (human pinworm)
Lineage: Eukaryota; Metazoa; Nematoda; Chromadorea; Rhabditida; Oxyuridae
Source: the annotation of a GenBank genome assembly